Talaromyces marneffei is the source of this 1932-nucleotide messenger RNA. RefSeq lists its product as uncharacterized. The transcript is spliced from 3 exons. The record is from RefSeq and is a predicted model, not a curated record. Gene Ontology annotation, biological process: cristae formation. Lineage: Eukaryota; Fungi; Ascomycota; Eurotiomycetes; Eurotiales; Trichocomaceae. Bases 1 to 1932 code for a protein of 643 amino acids. Gene Ontology annotation, cellular component: MICOS complex.
AUGCUGCGCUACUCGGUAUUGUCAAGUCAGACUCGGCUGCUGUCUGCGAGCAGACAGCGAACCGCGACGCAAUUGCUCGCGAAUCCCAUUGCAAGUAACCGCAUCAUCACUGGCCAGAGAUACUUUGCAGACCAUAAGAAUGUCCCACCAACCAGUCCAACACCGGUCUCUCCCGAAUCGCAGUCGGUAAUCCCUCCGCAGACUGUUAACCCAGUUACGGCGACACCAACUGCGCAGGUCCAAACUUCUCCACCAUCAUCUAUACAACCACCUAAGCCACCAGUGGAAACCCCUAGUAGCAGCCCAAUUCCACCCCCGACACCUAAGAAAACAGGACGUUUUCGACGAUUCCUCCUCUAUCUCAUCCUUACAUCGGGUAUAGCUUACGGUGGUGGUGUUUUCCUGGCGUUGAAGUCGGAUAAUUUCCACGACUUUUUCACCGAAUACGUACCAUACGGUGAAGAAUCUGUUCUUUACUUUGAGGAACGCGACUUUUACCGUCGUUUCCCCAAUGCCACGAGACACAGCAACCGUCUUCCUCCCAUUCACAAGGAGCAAUCGCAAAGGGUCACUAUUCCUAGCAAGAGCGGGCUGUCUUGGAAGGUUUCAGAGGAAGAGUCCGACAGUGCUAGCUUGACUCAGAAAGGACCCCACAACAGCGCUGUUGACGCGUCCAAGGAUGCUUCUGCCGUCAAGACCGUCAUAAAGGCAAAGGAAGAAAGUGCCGAGAAGAAGGCUCCCGUUAAAAAAGAGGCUGCUCCUCCAGCGCCCAAAGAAGAACCCAGAACCCCUGCCAUCGCUACCCCCACCACUCUUGAGUUGAUCAAAGUUGAAGGUGCCGAUGAACCCGUGGUCCAGGAACUUGUUAGGAUAUUCAACGAUAUAAUUACCGUGAUCGGCGCUGAUGAGGGUGCUGCUACCAAAUACGCAGCCCCAGUCUCCAGAGUCCGCACGGAGGUGGAAACCAUUGGCCAAAAGAUCAGCUCUCUGCGUGCUGAUGCUGAAAAGGCGGCCAAGGAAGAAGUUGAAAAGGCACAUGCACUCUUCGAUGAAUCCGCCAAGAAGCUCAUGCAGCAAAUUGAACAGGCUCGUGCCGCGGAAGCCGCUCAAUUCCGUGAAGAAUUCGAAGCUGAGCGAGAAAAGCUUGUGCGCGCAUAUCAAGAAAAGAUUCAGACAGAGCUUUCAAGGGCACAGGAGCUGGCUGAGCAACGCUUGAAGAACGAGCUUGUGGAGCAAGCAAUUGAGUUGAACCGCAAAUACUUGAAUGACGUUAAGGAGUUGGUCGAGCGGGAACGUGAUGGUCGUCUCAGCAAGAUCAGCGAGUUGACUGCGAACGUUAACCAGCUUGAGAAACUCACCACUGACUGGAGCGAUGUCAUUGAAAGCAACCUCAAGACCCAGCAACUCCAGGUCGCUGUUGACGCUGUCCGUUCAGUUCUUGAAGGCGCUACCUCUGCCAAACCUUUCAUUCGCGAGCUCGUUGCUGUCAAAGAGCUUGCUGCUGACGACCCAGUCGUGGCCGCCGCCAUUGCAUCCAUCAACCCCACUGCCUAUCAGCGCGGUAUCCCUACGUCCUCACAGCUCAUCGAACGAUUCCGUCGUGUUGCCGGCGAAGUCCGAAAGGCCAGCCUCCUUCCCGAAGAUGCAGGUAUUGCCAGCCACGCCGCCAGCUUCGUUCUGAGCAAAGUCAUGUUCAAGCGCGAUGCUGUAACCGACGGUGACGAUGUUGAGAGUGUACUUGUGCGAACAGAGAACUUGUUAGAGGAAGGAAACCUUGACGCAGCUGCUCGGGAAAUGAACACACUCCAGGGCUGGGCCAAGAUAUUGAGCAAGGAUUGGCUUGCGGAUGUGCGACGCGUGCUUGAAGUAAAGCAAGCUGUAGAGCUGAUGGAGACUGAGGCUCGUCUGCAAUGUCUACGAGUCGAGUCUUGA